AUGCCUUCCCCUAAAUCGUAUUCUUCGGAACUUUCCAGAUCCCAUGCUGUAUCAUCCAGUAAUCAAAACUUGAGUGAUGUUAAAAAAUCUUCUUCAACAGAGGAUCAUACACAAUACACUAAUAUUUCACUGCAAGAUCAAGUCAACUCAACCUUACCAAAAUCUAACGGCAAACCACCUGAAAUAUCAAAGCAAAAUCUCGGCCUACCACUCAGGGACUUUGGUAGAGUUUCUUUUCAUAUUAGAGAUAGAAUAGCCGCUAUAAUCGCAAAUGUUACGUAUACUAUAGUAGAGUCUAUUGAUAAUUUCACGAAUAACUCUGAAAUUGGUAAGGAAUACAUCAAGUAUGUAAUAUAA
Debaryomyces fabryi is the source of this 357-nucleotide messenger RNA. RefSeq lists its product as uncharacterized. The record is from RefSeq and is a predicted model, not a curated record. The coding region runs from base 1 to 357 and encodes 118 amino acids. The transcript has a single exon. Lineage: Eukaryota; Fungi; Ascomycota; Pichiomycetes; Serinales; Debaryomycetaceae.